Molecule: messenger RNA, 2324 nt
Organism: Tribolium castaneum (red flour beetle)
Lineage: Eukaryota; Metazoa; Arthropoda; Insecta; Coleoptera; Tenebrionidae
Gene: klhl10
Product: kelch like family member 10
Exons: 4
Coding region: 144-2153 (669 amino acids)
Molecular function (GO): protein binding
Source: RefSeq, a predicted model, not a curated record
CUUGGAAUAAAAGCACAAUAGAGACCUUUGCCUCCGUUGUCACUUUUGACUUUCAACAAAUUUCAACCCCAAUAUUGUUCAAAAUUAUUUGUGUUCGUAACCUUCCUUGAAAGAUUCCCACCAAGACGCAGAAGUACGAUGAGAUGCAGGAUGCAGAAACCGGAAAAGGGCGGUGUAUGAGCAUGCAGGCCAUGCAGACGUUGUACGAUCUGAGGGAGAACAACCAGUUAUGCGACGCCAUCAUAGUCCUUGACGACGGGACCGAGAUCCCCAUCCACAGGGCCCUCCUGUGCGCCUGCAGCAACUACUUCAAAGCCGCAUUUACGACCCUCCUACACAACAAGAACGAGACCAAGGUGCAAAUACCAGGCGUCAGCUCGGAGAUGAUGCACAUCCUGAUCAACUACGCCUACCUGCGGAAGCUAGACCUGAACAAGAACAACGUUUUCGAUGUCCUGAUCACGGCCGAUUAUCUGAGCAUGUUGGGAGCGUUGGAAAUGUGCUGUAAAUAUUUGGAGAACAUCCUCAGCGCGAAGAACUGCAUCGGAAUUCUGCUCUUCGCCCGAAACCACUUCUGCACUGAUCUUGCGCAAGCCUGCUGGCGCUUCAUCAUGAAGAACUUCAUCCAAAUCGCGCAGCAAAGCGACGAGCUCUUAAUGUUGGCACUGAAGGAUUUUCAGGAAAUCAUCAAUGCGGAUAAUCUCAAUGUGAAAAGCGAGGAGAUCGUCUGGGAGACGAUCCUCAAGUGGAUCGAUUACGAUCCGGAGCAGAGGAAAGCGCAUAUUGUCACGCUGAUGAAGUGCAUCAGACUCGGGUUGCUGGAAACCCAGUUCUUCAUGGAAAAAGUCAAAGACCACCCGUACGUCACAUCCUGCGAAGAAAGUAGACCGAUGGUCAUCGAAACUUUGAAAUUCUUAUACGAUCUCGAAAGAAUCAUGCACAAGAAUGGCGAGGUGGUCACCCCCGAAAUCGCGCGUCCCCGCCUGCCCCACGAGGUGCUGUUCGCCAUCGGCGGCUGGAGCGGCGGCUCGCCCACCAACUACAUCGAGACCUACGACACGCGCGCCGACCGAUGGGUGAAGAUCGAGGAGGUGGACCCGGCCGGGCCCAGGGCCUACCACGGCACCGCCGUGGUCGGCUACAACAUCUACGUGAUCGGCGGCUUCGACGGCAUGGACUACUUCAACUCGUGCCGGUGCUUCGACCCCGUGAAGAAGGCCUGGAAGGAGAUCGCGCCCAUGCAUGCGAGGCGCUGCUACGUCAGCACGGCCGUCCUGAACAACAUCAUCUACGCCAUGGGCGGGUACGACGGCCACCAUCGGCAGAACACGGCCGAGAAAUACGAUUACAAGACCAAUCAGUGGUCGCUAAUUGCCUCGAUGAACAUGCAAAGGUCCGAUGCGAGCGCUUGCAACCUUAAUAACAAGAUUUACAUCACUGGCGGUUUCAACGGCCAGGAAUGCAUGCACUCGGCGGAGGUGUACGACCCGGAGCUGAACCAAUGGACGCUGAUCAGCGCCAUGCGAUCCCGGCGCUCCGGAGUGUCGUGCAUCGCCUACCACGACUACGUGUACGUGAUCGGCGGCUUCAACGGCAUCUCCCGGAUGUGCAGCGGCGAGAAGUACAACCCCCAGAGCAACACCUGGACGCCCGUGCCCGACAUGUACAACCCGCGCAGCAACUUCGCCAUCGAGGUGAUCGACGACAUGAUCUUCGCCAUCGGCGGCUUCAACGGCGUCACCACCAUCUACCACGUGGAGUGCUACGACGAGAAGACCAACGAGUGGUACGAGGCCACCGACAUGAACAUCUACCGGUCGGCGCUCUCCGCCUGCGUGGUGGACGGCCUGCCCAACAUCGAGGACUACAUCCACAAGCACCGGGACAAGCUGAUGGAGGAGAAGCGCCAGAAGAUGAUCGCGCUGGAGAGCCAGCGGCAGGGCACGCUGAACACCAUCCCCACGCCGCCGAAUCCGCCCAUUCCGCCCAACCCGCCCGAGAACGUGAUAACGGCAGCCCACGGCAACUUGCAGCAGCUGAACAUUUUGCAGCAGCUGAACAACAACAACGACAACAACCAGGUGGUGGCGGUGGCGGCGCAGGACCCCGGCCUGCUGAUGGACAUGGACGAAGCGGAUCACGAUGGGCAGUAGUUGUGUCACUUGAUGUUCGAUUCUUGGAUGGAAGGUGUUUUUUCCCCAUGAACUAUGGUGUGACCGUCUGUUUGAGAUCUAGUUACUAUCAAAUGUACUAUAAGUAUAGAUAUCAUUUUAUUUUAUUUAUACACAUCUUUAUACAUUAAUAUAACAUUUUAUUGAAAUUUC